Molecule: messenger RNA, 1049 nt
Organism: Cuscuta epithymum
Lineage: Eukaryota; Viridiplantae; Streptophyta; Magnoliopsida; Solanales; Convolvulaceae
Source: the annotation of a GenBank genome assembly
AGGUUUAUGCUUUUCUUGCUGAUAGCAGGAAAGAAAGCAUUACUUGAUGGUGGAAUUACAGAUGAUGUGAUGGGUGGAUUGGACAAGACGAGGUGUGGAAUUUUGAUUGACUCUGCUAUGGGUGGAAUGAAGAUUUUCAGUGAUGCAAUAGAAGCCUUGCAGAUCUCCUACAAGAAGAUGAACCCCUUCUGUGUACCAUUUUCGGUUACAAACAUGGGUUCUGCCAUUCUCUCUAUUGAUUUGGGCUGGAUGGGUCCAAACGAUUCAAUAUCGACUGCAUGUGCAACGGGUAACUUUUGCAUUGUGAAUGCUGCGAACCACAUCAUAAAAGGUGACGCACUGACGCUGAUGUGAUGCUUUGUGGUGGAUCUGAUUCUGCAAUUACACCAACUGGAGUGGGUGGAUUUAUUGCUUGCAAAGCACUUUCUCGGAGAAAUAAUGAUCCUACUAGAGCUUCACGACCUUGGGAAAAUGCAAUUCGGACAGGGUGGAUUCAUCCAAAUAUCAAUCUUGAUAACCCGGAUGAAGGGGUGGACACAAAGUUUCUUGUGGGCUCUAAAAAGGAGAAACUGGAUAUUAAGGUAGCUUUGUCUAAUUCAUUUGGAUUUGGUGGCCAAAACUCAUCCAUUUUGUUUGCACCAUACAAGUAAACAAUUUUUUUGGGGGAAGAUUGACUCAUCUACUAAAGCUGAAAAAGGUUCAUACAGAUUAAUUGGUUUCAAAUUACAAGUAACUGUGGAUACAAUAGUUGCCUUUCAAGAGGAAUGCAUCAAUCCAACAUUUUGUGUACAAUUUUGUUCACUUAGGAUUAAGUUUUGCCUAAUUUAUUUUACCUGUUUAUGAUUUCAAAAGAUUGAGACCAUAGUUUGUUUGGGUUGCUCCAAAGUCACUUUUGUAAAUAUUACUUUUUGGCUAUGCUUUUCAUAUCUUGAAAAUAAGCAUUGUAAAUCAAUUUUGUGCUCUAUUAGUUUACAGGCUUGAAUAUAGAACGAUAGCUAUCUACUUAACUGAAGAUCGCACUCAUUGAUUAUUACUAUAGUCCUUUGAUC